This is a messenger RNA of Varanus komodoensis (Komodo dragon), 3689 nucleotides long. It is a transcript of the gene PUS10, whose product is annotated as pseudouridine synthase 10. Gene Ontology annotation, biological process: tRNA pseudouridine synthesis. The transcript is spliced from 19 exons. The record is from RefSeq and is a predicted model, not a curated record. Lineage: Eukaryota; Metazoa; Chordata; Lepidosauria; Squamata; Varanidae. Gene Ontology annotation, molecular function: RNA binding; pseudouridine synthase activity. The coding region runs from base 610 to 2418 and encodes 602 amino acids.
GGAAGAGAUCGGCUUUUUAGUUUGGGGACGGGCGUCUGUGGGUCGUCUGGGUGGCACGAGUCCUUUUGGCAAGGUGUGGGGGGAGAAAAACGAGUCAUCUGCUUGGGUUUCCUCGGAAGUAAAUUCCAUUGACUCCUAGGAGGCGCCUUCCUUGGAACGGCGCCGCGUCGUGGAUCCUGGCCAUUCAAAUAGGCUGGUUUCAUGCACUUCAUCAGUGGGGACACGCGUCACAGGCAUGCAUGCUCCACACGCGCACACAAAUCCUCGUGAACGAGUCAGUCCUGCGCUCUUAAGGGGAAACAAGGAGGUCCUAAGAUCAAAUCAAGCCAGAACUGGCCCUAGAAGAAGAAUGACGAAACCGAGGCUGUCGGACUUCGGACUCCUCAUGAGAAAGGAAGACUCUUCGGAGAAGACAGUCAUGCUAGGGAAAGUGCAAGGCAGAAGACGAAGAGAAAGACCACCUAUGAGAUGGAUUGACUCCGUAAAGACAAUCGCAUCCUCGAGUUUGCAAGAGCUGAGCAGGGCUGUCAAGGACUGGACACUGUGGAGGGCUUUCAUUCAUAGGGUUGCCAUCAGUCAGAGACAACCUGCUGGUGCACAGCAACAGCAAUGGGAAAGGUGUGGCAAAAGGGAAAGAGAGUUGUUGGGUUCCCUUUCCGGAGGGGCAGCUUUGGGAGUCUGUGGGAACAAAAUGUAUCCAAAGUUUUGUGGCAUCUUAAAGGCUUCAUCAGCAUGAUUGCACUGGCAGAAAGUGACAGACCUGUUGCUCAGGUGUUAAAGAAUUUUGGAGCAUGCCCACGCUGUGUUCUGCGGUUCUGCCGUGUGGGGCAACAGGCUUUGUACAGGCAGCCCCAUAAGGAGUUGCUUGCUGAGCUGUGCAAGUUCCUGGAGAGCAAUAAAGAUGAGGACAACCCAUCUUGUGAAACAGAAACGCCACCGUCCAAAAGAAUCAAGCUGGGGAGAAUGGAAGAGGCUGAAGAGCAGACCCCAAAUGGAAGCCAUCUGUUGGAGGUUGGAGCGGGAACGGCUGCCGAGGGCUUGGAGACAGCUGUGUGCUGCGUGUGCUUGGGGAUUUUGCAGCAGCUCUGUGAGGUGGAUUUUGUCAAAGCAGUGUGUCAUAAGAUUAACUCCUCGGAAUAUGAGUUUUCUAGCUUUGUGCUGUCAGUGUCUUUCCCACCCCAGCUUUCUGUCAGGGAGCAUGCAGCCUGGCUGCUGGUGCAAGAGGAAAUCGAGAAACAAGGCCUUUUGGUGGGAAAAGAUGACCUUGUUCAGCUGAAAGAAGCCUACAAAUGGAUUAUCCACCCCUUGUUCUUGGAGGAGCUGGGGGUCCCUGCUGAUGGGAAGAGCCUGUUUGAAGUGAGCAUGGUUUUUGCUCAUCCAGAAACAGACGAGGACUGCCGUUUCCUAGCCUCAGCUUGCCCAAGUUGCUUCAAACCAGCAAAGAACAAACAGUCUGUCUUCACCAGAAUGGCUGUCAUCAAGGCUUUGGAUAUGAUCAGCGAGGACGAUUUUCAUAGGCAUUUCCACAGCCCGCCAAGUUUGCCCAAGUCACCUUGCUCAGCCGUUGACAUUCAGUGUACCAAUGGUGCCAUCUUUGUGGCUGGAAGAUAUAACAAAUACUCCAGGACACUACCUCAAACUCCCUGGAUUAUCGAUGGAGAGAGAAAGAUGGAUUCUUCAGUGGAGGAACUAAUCUCUGAGCAUCUCAUGACUGUCUUCAAAGCAGAUAGCUUUAAUUUUUCAUCCUCUGGAAGAGAAGACGUGGAUGUGAGAACAUUAGGCAAUGGAAGACCCUUCGCGGUGGAGCUGUUGAAUCCUCGGAAAGUCCACGUGACUGCUGCAGAUAUGAAGGCGCUCCAGCAGACCAUCAAUAACUCUUCAGACAAGGUCCAAGUUCGGGAUCUACAGCUUGUCACCAGAUACUUGCAGGUCCAGGGCAGAAUUACGACGGCAGGAUUUUUGGCCAGAGAGGCCAUCGGGCACAUGAAGGAAGGGGAAGAAGGCAAGACCAAGACCUACAGUGCCUUGAUCUGGACAGAAAAAGUCAUCCGAAAUGAAGACCUUUCGCCUCUGGACAACAUGAAGCUUUCCUGGUCUCCAUGGUGUUCCUCUUCUUCAUUUUCAAUCUGUGGGCAGGAAUUGAAGAUCGACCAGAAAACUCCGCUGCGGGUCCUUCACCGGCGACCGCUAGCUGUCCGGGCCCGCAUCAUCCACACCAUGCGGUCAGAGUACAUCGAUGAGCACCAUUUCCGCCUUCAUCUGAAGUCACAGGCCGGGACCUACAUUAAAGAAUUUGUACAUGGAGACUUUGGAAGGACCAGGCCUAAUCUUGGUUCCCUCUUGGGGACGACCGCGGACAUUAUGGAGCUGGAUGUAGAAUCGGUGGAUGUUGAUUGGCCUCCAGCACUGGACAAUUAAUGAAGAAUUAGAAUUUAGGGAAUUUCAACUAUUGUAGUCCAACACAACUGGAGGUUGAAGAGGGCUGAGGGGCAAAGGACGGGCUGCAUCUGGCAAACUAGAUCGUUUCCCUGAGUUUUUGUUCAGCUUAUUAGAUCAUGUUGAUCUGUUCAAAGCUGGUUGGUUUGUAAUUAAAAUGGCUGCCUUUCAUGGCUUUUAAGAAUUCAAGAAGAAAUUUGGAACCAAUUCCUAUAUAAAUACACAAUUAUCUGAUACAGAUUUAAAUCUUGAGGUAGGAUCUUUUGUCAAGAGAAAAUUACUUUGAUUUUCUGUAUAAUGGGGCAGAUUUGGAAGCCAUAAACUCAUUCUGAGAUCAUAGCAGAGAAUAGCCAAAUAAAAUUCCCAGAGAGAUCCUUGGCUCUCUGUGUGAGAAAGAACCAACACUUUCUCCAUUCAGACUGGAGCACACUUCUGUGCUUAUUGUUUAAAAACUCUGUUUUUGGGUGUACCACUUACAGAAGUAAUAUUGGCAUUUUUUACAAGUUGCAUCGCAUUGUCAUCUGCUGCUGACAGAGAUGGAGGUUUGAAAGGCCUCCUUAAGGUACAUUAUGCUUUAAAAAGCCAACGCUCACAGAAUGCUGCGUGUGAUGCAGGGCCGGCCCUCCCAUUAGGCAGAGUGAGAUGAUUGUGGCAGUGGCGGCGGUGGCAGCCUCCCAGCUGUUCCUCUUGGCACUCCCCGGCUGUUGCUCUCGGCUGGAGGAUGCAGCUGUUUAUGCCGCUCACCUGCUGUAGGUCCCAUUAGGCCAGCCUGUUGCAUGGGAAUGCAACUCUCGCGCUGGAUAUAGAACAGUGCGGGGCAUCAUGCCUCCCUUUAAAGGUAGGAGAUGAUGUGCAAACCCUUCCGGGAAUCAGGUAAGAUGCUAAGGUAAUGAACCUUCUGGAUAUUUUAAGACAGUAAUAUUUGGCCAGUGUUGUGUACCGAAAAACAAAGUGUGAAAUGCAAAGGACCUGGUUUGCACAUAGUGAAAACUCAUUGUUUUAAAUCUCAGUGGAUUGUCAUGUAUGAGAUGGAGACGUGUGCUUUCCUCUGACGCUUUUAUUCCUCAGUCCACAAUUGGAUUCUUCAUAGGUUCUGGAAUCUGACACCCAAGCACAGAUCUCGGUCUUGUUGAGAGGCAGAACAACCCAAAUCUUAACCCACAGUUUACAUGUGAACAGGGCCAAUGUGAGGUAGUUCUGAAAAAUAGAAUUGUUUUUAUACAAAAAAUUAAAUUUGACAAAAUUCUCUUCAA